This is a messenger RNA of Trifolium pratense (red clover), 1269 nucleotides long. Its product is annotated as pyridoxal 5'-phosphate synthase-like subunit PDX1.2. Gene Ontology annotation, biological process: amino acid metabolic process; pyridoxine biosynthetic process; pyridoxal 5'-phosphate biosynthetic process. The transcript has a single exon. The record is from RefSeq and is a predicted model, not a curated record. Bases 220 to 1083 code for a protein of 287 amino acids. Gene Ontology annotation, molecular function: amine-lyase activity. Lineage: Eukaryota; Viridiplantae; Streptophyta; Magnoliopsida; Fabales; Fabaceae.
CAACAGAAUCGAACAUUUACAUACUAUUUGACAGUUUGACUCAUCUCUCUCUCAUCGACCAACUCAUUAUUCGAAUUUUCCAGAACCCACUCUCAAAGUUCUUCUAGAUCCUUCUCUCCCCAAUCUUUUACUUACUCACCUCAAUUCUCUCUUCACCUACGCAUUUCAACAAACACUUUCAUUUUUCACCUACGCAUUUUCACAAACACCUUGAUCUCAAUGGCACAAGACACCACCGUCACAGUCUACAACACCACCGUAAUCACCGAUCCAAUCCAAAACCCAUACUCAUUCAAAUUAGCCCUCGCACAAACCCUCCGCGGCGGUGCAAUUCUCCAUGUCACCAAUCUCCGUCAAGCCAAAAUCGCCGAACAAGCCGGUGCCUGCGCCGUCAUAGUUUCCGACCAAUCACGCAUGACUGAUCCUUCCUUAAUCAAAUCCAUCAAACAAACCGUUUCAAUUCCCGUCAUCUCACCCGCUAGAAUCGGCCAUUUCGUUGAAGCACAAAUCCUCGAAGCCGUCGGCGUCGAUUACAUCGACGAAAACGAAUCUCUUUCUCCCGCCGACGAUCAGAAUUUCAUCAACAAACAUAAUUUCCGAACACCGUUCAUUAGUGGGGCCCGCGACCUCGGCGAAGCGCUUCGUAGAAUUAGAGAAGGUGCAGCAAUGAUAAGGAUUCAAGGAGAGUUAACAAAUUUAGGUAAUGUUUCAGAAACCGUGACGCACGUAAGGUGUUUGAUGAAAGAAUUGAGGGUUCUUAGUAAUAUGGAUGAGGAUGAAGUUUUCACUUUUGCGAAGAAAAUUGAAGCGCCUUAUGAUCUUGUUGCACAAACGAAACAAAUGGGUAGACUUCCUGUUGUGCAUUUUGCUGCCGGCGGGAUUGUGACACCCGCCGACGCAGCUUUGAUGAUGCAAUUGGGUUGUCAUGGUGUGUUUGUGGGAUCAGAAGUUUUUGGUUAUGAAGAUUGUUUUAAACGUGUUAAAGGUAUUGUUCAAGCUGUUAGGAAUUAUAAUGAUCCUCAUGUUUUGGUUGAAACUAUGAUGGGUCUUAAUCUUGGUGGUGAUAGGAUUGAGAAUGAAUGAGUCAUUUUGUGCUGAAAAAGUUUAAGCUUUUUUGGUAACAUUGUUAUAUUUUAUUGUUACUCUGUUGUGUUAUUAUUAUCAUCAUUAUUGUACAAUAAGAAUAAUAGCAUUAAUGUUUUUGUAUCAAUGAGGAUUUUGUAUGUAAUUAAGCGAAUGAUAUAAUAUGAGUCUUUUUCUUCUUCUGAA